GAAGCAAACGUAAACCUCCCAACAUGAGCAAACAAGAGAAGAGAAUAGUUUUACUGGGAUCUCACUCAGAUGUCAAAGUGUCCUGUGGUAACAGCAUCCUGGGAAAGGAGGUCUUCUCAGAGUCAUUCCAAUCUUCACAAAUGUUUGACAGACAUGCUGGUGUAGUAUUAAACAGACGUCUGAUGAUCAUCAACACUCCUGACCUCCACGAUCUUGCUCUGUUUUCUGAGGAGAAAGACAUUAGGAGAUGUUUUCAAAUGGUUUAUCCUGGACCUCAUGCUCUGCUGCUGGUCCUUAAGUAUGGCACAUUUACAGAUCAGGAGAGAGACGCCCUCAACCUCAUAAACUUAAUUUUUGGGCCAGGUGCAUCAGAUUUUGUGAUCGUGGUCUUUAUGCAUGAAGAGCCGACGGAGUAUGUGAGCGUUACAGACUCGACAGACCCUGAUGAAAUGGCAGCUGACUCUCUCUUACAGAUCUGUAAAUGGCCACAGCAUCAUCUGAAGAUUACAGGAGACAAAUCUCAGGUGCAGAAACUUCUGGAGAGCAUUGAGAAGAUGGUGAAGGAAAAUGGAGGACAUUACUUAACCAUUCCUGAAGACAUAAAUUCUGCUAGGCAAUGUAAAAUGACAACAAUAAAGGCCACAGAGAAGAGCUCCAGUGAACUGAGAAUUGUGUUGAUUGGAAGAACUGGAGUAGGGAAAAGUGCAACGGGAAACACAAUCCUGGGAAAAGAUGUGUUUGAGUCUGAAGCCAGCAUGAAUUCUGUGACAAAGAGAUGUCAAAGAGAGAAAGGAGAGGUAUGUGGUCGAGCUGUGACUGUGGUGGAUACACCAGGACUGUUUGAUACAAAACUCACUAAUGAUGACAUCCAACAAGAGAUCAUGAGAUGUAUUGAACUCUCUGCUCCAGGACCUCACGUCUUUCUGCUGGUCAUUGUUGUUGGACGAUUCACACAAGAAGAAAGAGAAACUCUUCAACUCAUUCAGAUGACCUUUGGACAGAAAGCUGAGAGCUACACCAUAGUGUUGUUCACACGAGGAGACGACCUUAAUAAAAGUAUUGAAGAAUAUAUUGAGAAAGGUGAUCCAGAUGUCAAGAAACUGAUCAAAAACUGUGGAGGAAGAUAUCACAUGAUUAAAAAUAAAGAUAAAGACCCUGAUCAGGUGGUGAGUUUAUUAAAUAAGAUUGAUCUGAUGGUGAAGACUAAUGAUGGCACUUUUUACAACAACCAAAUGUUUCUCGAGGCAGAGAGAGCACUCAAACUCAUUCAAAUGUACAAGAAGAGAGAGGACGAGGCCAGACAAGAGAUGGAGGCCAUUAAAGCUAAAUAUGAGGCUGAAAUUAAAGAAUAUAAAGAGAAACUCAACAAAAAAGGAAAUAAAAUUUUUAAAAGUCCUACAUUUAGAAAAGAGCAGUGGGCAGAUCAGAAACUUCAGCCGUCAAAAGAAACAAAUCAAGAGAGAGAAACAACAGAUUCACAUGGAGCAACAGGAGGAGAAUCUGAACAAUGUAAACCCAAUAAAACAUGGAGGGGCUUUACAAUUAAAAGAAAAGCAAAAAAGCAAAGAGGAAAGUCUGAAAUGAAAGAAACAUCAGGUAGUCAAGAGAUGAUCAGCAUCAAUCACAGUCUAGAAAACUUCCAGAUUAAACCAGAAGAUCUGACCACAGAGGAAGAGCAACACACAGAUUUAGAUGAAAUAUCAGAAGAGGAGAGAAAAAUAAAUACAGAAAAACUUUUGCUUCAUCAGUAUAAGGAAAUGGAGGAAUGUAGACAGAAAAUUGAGGAGAUCAAGAGAAGAUACAAAGAAAUUGAAGAUAUGUAUGCUAAAAAUCUCAAAGUAAACAAGAGAAAACAGGCAAAAGAAAAACCAUGUGCACUUCAGUAACUAUCACUUUUGGAAAUAUAUUUUGUUUAUGUUUGUUUAUGUUUUUGUGAAAAUAAACAUUGUAAUGUAGAAGUGUCUAGUAGGGGUCAACAAUUCACAGAAUAUAGGUAGGAACCUUUCUUUAGGUAACAGGUGUUGCUGCAGGGAAGCAGCACACAGUAUGUUGACUGCUACACAAGGAUACGCUAUGCCACUAAGCAAGUGAGAAAUAUGCAGCGAUGUAUUGGUAAAUUAUUUGAAUUGUAGAUUUAUUGACUUUUUGGAUUCUUGAGUGGACAUUUUAGUUAAUAACAAGCCAAGUGUGUUCAUACUUUAAAGAGCACUGUCUAGCAU
Misgurnus anguillicaudatus (oriental weatherfish) is the source of this 2219-nucleotide messenger RNA. NCBI's taxonomy places the organism in Eukaryota, Metazoa, Chordata, Actinopteri, Cypriniformes, Cobitidae. The record is from RefSeq and is a predicted model, not a curated record.